AUGGGCUAUCUGUACAGCACCUUUGUCUUGGGGGCUAGGGCCAUGGGGCCCCUCACCAGUGACUUUUCCCAAAUGCAACCCCUGGCCACAGAGGAGUUACCCCUUACAGAGGAGAUCCCUUGUUCUAAGUAUCAAGUUGCUUUCAACCAUUCAUGCUAUGAGUUUGUGAGACUGCAGCGCACUUUCACCAGUGCCCAGAGCUGGUGUGAAAGAGGAGGUGGGCACCUGGUCUUUAUUGAAGAUGAAGAGACUCAAAAAUUCUUGCAGGGACACAUUGCUGAAGACAAGGAGUGGUGGGUUGGAAUAACUUCCAGUUCCUCUUCCAAUGAUACAACUGAAGGCUCUAUAAUCUGGCUGGAUACUUCCAAUGUCACCUACAACAAGUGGCAUCAAGACCCCCCUCCACUCCUCAUGUCAGCCUGUGGCUACAUUCUGAAGAAUUCGGCCUAUGAGUGGGCUGUGACAGAAAACUGCAGUCAGGAGUUCGACUUCAUUUGCGAGUUUGAAUCGGGCCACAGUAUUGCCUGUGACAACUUCAACGCCACGGUGCAGUGUGGAUCCGGAGAAGUCAUUCAGAUUGGGGACAGUUUCUAUGGACGGAAAACCCCUCACUACUGUGUGCUGGAGACACCUUUGCAGUUUGAUGUGGAGGAAGAAUGCAGCUGGAUCAGUGUCAAGGAUGAAGUUGCAGGACAGUGUCACGGACUCCAGGCAUGUCAGGUUGCAGCUGAUGGGACGUUCUUUGGCGAUCCGUGUCCAGGUUUGGGGAGCUACCUCUCUGUCCAAUACCACUGCAUGGAAGGACUGAGGCUGGCUGUGGCUGAGACAAGCUUCAUCUUUGAAAAUGUCACCCUUUCGUUGCAAUGGCUGCUCUCGCCUUACACUGGCAACCUCUCCUGCAUUAUCAGCACGGGAGAUGGAAACACGAUUGAUCCCUACUACCCGCCAAGCUUGGCUAGCAACGUGACUCAUCACUACGCUUCUCCUGGCGAAUUCACCAUCUUUGUGGAAUGCACAACCAGCGAGUGGCACGUGACAGCCCAGAAACUGUUGGUGGUUCAAGACAAAAUGGAUGAGCUUACCGUAUUGAGCUGCUUUAGCAAGUAUGAGGUUGGGAACAGCUCACAUUGCAGGACCCUUUAUGAGGAGACCUUGUGGAUUCAAGUGGAACUUAACGGAGGCAGUGGAGUGAUCUACACAGUUCUGGCAGAGAACGAGACCUUGAUGCAGUCCUCUGUGAAGGCAGGAAUUGUUCCUCAUAAUCUGACCCUGGAUGCCACUGCACAGCAUCUUGUGGGUCCCGGGGUACAUCGCCUUGAGAUCACUGCCUCCAGCAACACCACCGAAUCGGAGAUUUCAGAAAGCCUCACUGUGCAUUUCGUGGAGGGGAUCUCCGGUCUGCAAGCCACACUGGACUCUCACUCUGUGAAAGUAGGAGAAGCUUUGGAGAUAACAGUCCCAGCACCCCGCGGGGGCCCUGAGAAACUGCGGUUUGAAGUGAUUGGGCUGAAUGAAACGUUUUCCUACUUGAAGGAUAGUCCAGAAGGAGACGCCGAAAUUUACAGAAUUCCAGUGGAGUCCGAAGGCACUUUUCUGGUCAGGCUGUUUGCUACGAAUGACUUCUCCAACAUGAGCGUUGACAUUGGAACUGUCACUGUCUCAGCUAAUAGUUCUCAUACAGAAGGGCACUGCUGGCCUGAAUGGACAGAAUGCAUCCAGCAGCACUCGAUCCCCACAGACCUAAGGGAGAUCCAGAUCCCACCUGCCUGCUUGCCUCCUCCCAGCUCUGCAGUGACGGUGAAAGUGGUAGUCAAAAGCCCAGCGAAGGAAGCCCAGCAAGACGAGCAGUGCCUCUACAUUACAGCAAAACAGGAGCUGAACCCUGUCAUCCGCUGCGAGAUGAACUGCAAGCCGGUGAACGCCACAGAAGAUGUUGUGCUCACAGUCUCCGCAGGGACAGACUCAAAGGCAACCCUUUACAAGUGGUAUUUAGAUCAUUCAUUCCGCAGAAAGCCCAGUCAUCUCCCUUCAUGCUGUAGCUUGAAUGGCUUCCGGCAGAGCUCUCUGACUUUGCUUCAGAGCAACACGAUGACGCUGGUAUUGAACAGCUCUUUUCUGCAAAUGCAAGGAGAAGCCUUUCGAAUUAAAGUAACAGCAAUGAGUGAGCAUAAAUAUGGUGAAGAAACCUAUGUGGUCAGCACCGUGCCUCCUCCAGUAGUCCCAGCAUGUACUAUAUCUCCUAAAGAAGGAUCUGUGGUCACCAGCUUCUCCAUCUCCUGCCGCUCAUCCUGCCCGGAGAAUCAGUGCCUUCCAGCUGACACUUCUCAACUCAUGUACUGCUUCUACUUGGAGCCAAAUUCCCUCCUGCACUGUGGGCAUGAUCCUACUCUAACUUCUGUUUACCUUCCACUUGGAGAAGAGAACAAGAACUUUCUUUUACGAGUCACUAUCAUUGUGAGCAAUAGCUAUGGUGACACUGUUCAUACAAAUGCUACGGUCAGGGUUCAACAUCAAGAUAUAAGCAGUGGUAACCAGACCUGGCAGGCCAUUAUAUCAGAAAAAUCAAACACCAUCUUAAAAGGAGAGAACAAUAGUAUGUCCCUGUUCCAGCUGUACAAGUCAGUAUCUUCUGUCCUUAAUCAAGAGACCAAGGAAGAAAGUGUUAAUUCAUCCCUAAGAACAGAUAUGCGGAAAGAGCUAAGAGAACUGAUGCUGACAACCCUGUCCACUGUGAAUGUAACAUCCAUGCAAACAGCUCUUAAGAUGUCAGAGGUCCUUAAGGACAUAACUUACAGGAGUGAAGAGCUCUCUUCCUCAGCUCAGGUGGAAGCUGGUGCAACUCUGAAGGAAGUCAGUGAAUCCUUGCUGAUCGUGAAUACUGAAGAUGGUCAAGAGGACCAGGAGCGCAAAGAUGCUGCCAGCUACCUGUUCAAUGCUGUGAGCAAUGUUCUUGAAGCUACGGUGCAGAACAAAACAGAAGAUGCUACUACCUCCAAGAAUGCACAGACUUUGGUAUCACAGCAGCUUCUGACCACCGUUGAAAACCUCCAGAGUGCCCUUCUGAUUGGGAAGCUGCCAGACAAUGAACCCACAGUGCUAAAAGCUCCAUCUGUGGUGAUGUACAUCAACAGGUUACAGACAGACAAUGUAGACAGCACAUCCAUCAAUAUCUCCAACUCCAGCUCCGCCGCCUUCACCCUGCCGUCUGCCUCUUCUCUCAGCAUCUCAGGAGACAGUGACGAGACAGUGGACAUAAGGAUGGUGAGCUUCUCUGUGAAUCCCUUCCCCUCAAGCUACAGCUUUGAUAUCAACGGAGCAGUGGGAGGCCUAACUCUCACCAGCCUGGAUGGGCUUGUCAUUCCAGUUAGUAAUCUAACAGAAGACAUUGAGAUAAUGCUGCCGAGAAGUUCAGCCAUCCAAGAGGAAAGAAGGGUGUUGAAUCUGGGAAAUUUCAGUGCUCUCCAAGUCAACGUGACCACUGCAAAUGUCUCUCUCGUGAUCCACCUGGAGCUGAAUGAAGAUGUCCCACUUCUGCUGUAUUUGGGAUAUGGCUAUCCUCCUAAUGAGACCGAUCAUGAUUUGAUAACACACCUUCCUCAAAACAGAAACAAUGUGGUGUACUCCUGGAUCCUUCACCCAGAAGACCUCAUUUUUGGAGAAGGGGUUUACUAUUUUGUCGUGAGACCUGAAACAGACUUGGAACCCAAUGCCUUCAACAGCGUAAAUGUGUCCAUCACUUGCUUUGUAUCUCAGUGUGUUUUCUGGGAUGAGCACCAAGGGAACUGGAAUAGCUACGGAUGCCGAGUUGGUCCCAAAACAACUCCCAGUGGCACCCAGUGCCUUUGUAACCACCUGACCUUCUUUGGGAGCUCCUUUUUUGUAAUGCCCAAUACCAUCGAUGUCAGCAAAACUGUGGAGCUCUUUGCUACCUUUGUGGACAAUCCAGUGGUGGUGACAACCGUGGGCUGUAUCUUCCUUGUGUACCUGCUGGUUCUGAUCUGGGCCAGAAGAAAAGACAUCCAAGAUGAUGCCAAAGUGAAGAUAACCGUCUUGGAGGACAAUGACCCAUUUGCUCAGUAUCGCUAUCUGGUGACUGUUUUUACUGGGCACCGCCGUGGAGCAGCAACAACCUCCAAGGUGACUCUGACCUUGUAUGGCCAGGAAGGAGAGAGUGAGCCCCACCACCUGGUGGAUCCUGACGCACUUGUCUUUGAGCGAGGAGCCAUGGAUGUCUUCCUGCUGUGUACCCUCUUCCCUCUUGGGGAACUGCAGAGCAUCAGGCUCUGGCACGAUAACUCUGGAGACAGCCCGUCCUGGUAUGUGAACCGUGUGCUGGUCCAUGAGAUUGCCACCAACAAGAAAUGGUAUUUCCUCUGUAACUCUUGGCUGGCCAUUGAUGUUGGAGAUUGUGUCCUUGAUAAAGUGUUCCCCAUAGCCACUGAGCAGGACAUGAAGCAGUUUAGCAACCUGUUUUUUAUGAAGACCUCCAAGGGUUUCCGCGACGGGCACAUCUGGUACUCCAUUUUCAGCCGCUCCCCGCGGAGCUGCUUCACGCGAGCCCAGCGGGUGUCUUGCUGCUUCUCGCUGCUGCUGUGCACAAUGCUGACCAGCAUCAUGUUCUGGGGGGUUCCCAAGGAUCCGGCUGAUCAGAAAAUGGAUUUAGGGAAGAUCGAGUUCACGUGGCAGGAGGUGAUGAUUGGCUUUGAGAGCUCCCUCCUCAUGUUCCCCAUCAACCUGCUCAUCGUCCAGAUCUUCAGGAACAUCCAGCCUCCACUGAACAAAGAGGCGAAAGAGAAGAAGCCAGGGAAAAGUGGGCGAGUGUCUCCCAACCUCACUCUGACUGCUCCCGCUCCGGCGACCCAGAAUAUGUCACUCACUCCUGAGGCCGUGAUCAAGGACAUAAGGCGGAUUGCCAACUCACUCUUCAAAACCCUGAAGGCUCCGCUUCCUUCCUCGGAACCCGAUUUUGGAAAGUCGACUGACAUCAACAAACUUUUGGCCCUGGUUGAGGACAUUAUCUGUCAGCAGAACAGGGUUGGACAAGAAUUUUACAAUGAGAGCAAGAAGAAAGAUGACCCAAUUAUUAUCACUCUCGGCUUGGUGGAUUUACAAGAAAAGACAAGAACCCCGACUCCAGAGAGGGGAGUGGGGGAAAGACUGAAGGACCGGGGCUACAACCGUUGCCUCUACCUGCAGCUUCAGCAUGUGGAGAUGGAGAUGGAACUUCUUGGGCCUCACAGAUUCCAGAACCCCCAAAGCUACUCCCAGGCUGUACGGCAGGUUCAGCACAUGAAAGACCUGUUGGAAAGCCAGCUGGGAUCACCUGCUUCCAGCCUUCCAGGAGAUGGAAAGAAAGAAGCAACACCCAAAGGCCUGCCCAGGUGGUUUGUCCUCAUUGGUUGGUUCCUGGUUGCCAUUACCAGUGGCGUAUCUGGAUUCUUCACAAUGUUGUAUGGCCUACAUUAUGGCAAGGAGAACUCCAUCAAGUGGCUGAUUUCCAUGGCCAUUUCCUUCUUUGAAAGCCUUUUCAUCACACAACCUUUAAAGGUUCUGGGAUUUGCUGCUUUCUUUGCUUUGGUCCUGAAAAAUUUGGAGCAGGAAGAUGAAGAGAACACAUCUGUUGAUGGCCCACUAUCUGCCCCAGGUGACCCUCUCUUUGGAGCCCGUCGGGACAGCCGAAGCGACAUCUACCAACCUCCACCUGCUACCGACAUUGAGAGGAUGAAGAAUAACCGCAUCAAGGAGCAGAAGGCAUUUGCACUGAUUAGAGAAAUAUUGGCCUACUUGGGGUUCCUGUGGAUGUUGCUGUUGGUUGCCUAUGGGCAGCGAGACCCAAACUCCUAUUACCUGAACAAACACAUUGAGAAUAGCUUCACCGAUGGCUUCCAGGACAUCUUCAGUUAUCAGGAUUUCUUCAAAUGGGCCAGAACCACCUUAGUCAGCAAUUUAUAUGGCCCGUAUCAAGGCUUCAUCACAGAUGGCAACUCCAAGUUGGUGGGCAGCGCCCGGAUUCGUCAAGUGAGGGUGAAGGGGGACACCUGUCCCAUUGCUCCAAAGCUUCACCAGACGGUCCAAGAAUGCCACGCUUCCUAUUCCUUUGACACAGAAGAUAUGGCAGACUAUGGAGAACGCUGGGACGUCUCUUCCCACAAUAACUCUUCGGAGCUCGGCUUUGCAUGGCAGUAUCAGAGUCAGUCCUUACUGAGAGGGCAUCCCAUCUGGGGGAAACUGGCCGUCUAUGGAGGCGGGGGAUAUGUGGUGCAUUUGGGGACAGAUUCCCACAAUGCUUCCAGAAUUCUCCAGUACCUUCUUAAUAACACCUGGCUGGACACCUUUACCAGAGCUGUCUUUGUCGAGUUCACUGUCUACAACGCCAACGUCAACCUGUUCUGCAUUGUCAGCCUGAUGUUUGAAACCAACGCCCUAGGGGCCUUCUUCACAUGGGCUGAGUUGCAGAGUAUUCGGCUUUAUCCAUACACGGAUGGCCUGCAUAUCUUUGUGGUCACAGCAGAGGUCAUUUAUUUCCUCUUUGUCAUCUACUACAUGGUGGGGCAGGGGAAACUCAUGCGGGCGCUGAAAUGGAAUUAUUUUCGGAGCAAAUGGAAUCUGCUAGAGCUGACCAUCAUCUUCAUCAGCUGGAGCGCUCUGCUGGUGUUUGUGAGACGGACUAUCUUGGGUUUACGAGACAUCAGCUAUUACCAAGAGCAUAAAGACGAGUUUGCAAGCUUCAAUCAGACAGCCACUGUUGAUGCAGUUCUUGGGUAUCUGAUUGCCUUCUUGGUGCUUCUCUCCACCGUGAAACUUUGGCAUCUCCUGAGGCUGAACCCCAAGUUGAACAUGAUCACUUCAACCCUGAGGAGGGCCUGGGGAGAUAUAUCAGGAUUUGCUACUGUGAUCAUCAUCAUGUUCCUUGCCUACUCUGUAGCUACCAACCUGAUAUAUGGCUGGAAAUUGAACUCUUACAAGACUCUCUUUGAUUCAGCGGAGACCAUGGUCAGCCUUCAGUUGGGAAUCUUCAACUAUGAAGAGGUCUUGGACUACAAUCCUGUUUUGGGCUCCUUCUUAAUUGGUUCCUGCAUCAUUUUCAUGACAUUUGUGGUCCUGAACCUUUUCAUUUCCGUGAUCCUUGUUGCUUUCAGUGAGGAGCAGAAACAUUAUCAGGCUUCCGAAGAGGAAGAGAUCGUAGAUCUACUGCUGAUGAAAAUUUGCAGUUUCCUUGGGAUUAAAUGCAAAAAUGAAGCAACCUGUAGCAUGCCAGGGGAAGACCUGGUGAGCAAUUAACAACUGGCCGCCCAAUGCCUGGUUUCCCAUAUCAAUUUAUGUCGCUUGCAGCUGCCUUUAGACAACGUGGCUCCCAUGUUUGAGAAGUGCCCCAGCAGAACACAGAACGGAGGCUUCAACCCACUCUGUAUUAACUAUAUUUGGAAUUGUGACUUUACAGCUGUAUUGACAGAUUUGGCAUGAAUGGUGAAAAGAAUCAUAAAAAUGAUGCUUAAUUAUGCGUACUACCUUAUUCCACUCUUAUUCCAUGAUAUAAAAUAAUAAACAUGGUGCAUCUAUAUCUUCUUGUUUAAAAACAUGAUAAAAACACCGUGUAUCAGUUUCAUUUGCAAAAUGCUCUGUUUGGAAAUACUGUAUAUUUAGAGGCUGAAUCAGUACGGUUUGGUUGGCAAGUAAACAAGAGGCCUUAAAACCGAUGAAUACAAUUAUGAACUACUGUACUGCGAUAUAAAUAUAAUAAAAUAAUGUCACACUGCAUACGAACAGUGCUGUAUUGCAUAAAAUGUGUUGCUUUGUGGUAUAGGGGCAUCCUCCACCUGUAGACACAAGUCACACA
Molecule: messenger RNA, 7837 nt
Organism: Hemicordylus capensis (graceful crag lizard)
Lineage: Eukaryota; Metazoa; Chordata; Lepidosauria; Squamata; Cordylidae
Gene: PKD1L2
Product: polycystin 1 like 2
Exons: 42
Coding region: 1-7281 (2426 amino acids)
Biological process (GO): detection of mechanical stimulus
Cellular component (GO): membrane
Molecular function (GO): carbohydrate binding; calcium channel activity; protein binding
Source: RefSeq, a predicted model, not a curated record